This is a messenger RNA of Elaeis guineensis (African oil palm), 602 nucleotides long. NCBI's taxonomy places the organism in Eukaryota, Viridiplantae, Streptophyta, Magnoliopsida, Arecales, Arecaceae. The record is from RefSeq and is a predicted model, not a curated record.
AGACCCUCCCUAUUAAUCUUUACCUUGUGAAUCACCAUUCCGCAAAUCCCGCACUACCCUCGUCGAGGAGGACACCCCACCCCAACCCCCAACGCAAGAUCACAGCAAACCCAAGCAAUUGCUAUCUCAUCCCACCAUCGCAUAACCGAUGGAUUCCAAAGCUGAACUCCAAUUUGAGUACCUCCCUUUCAUCCGCACCUACAAGAGCGGCCUCGUCGAGCGCCUCUGCGGCACCGAAAUCCUCCCCGCCACCACAUGUGGGCUUGGAGACGAGGGACGCCGGAGUGAGGGCUGGGAUAGAGGGGCUGUGGCAACUGGUGUGCGCUGGGAGGAUGGGGAUGGACGACGAGUGCGCGAACCCGAUGGCGGAUGGGGUGGCGGGGAUGGCGGGGGUGGCGUGCGAGCGGGUGUUGGUGUGCGUGGCGGAGAUGGACGUGCUAAGGGAGAGGGGCAAGGCUUACUGCGAAGGUCUGACGAAGAGUGGGUGGGGAGGAGAAGUGGAUCUGCUGGAGUCGGUGGGGGAGGAGCAUGUGUUCUAUAUGUUCAGGCCUGAGUGCAAGAAGGCUUUGGAGUUGAUGGAGCGUCUGGUAGCUUUCUUCAGC